AUGGACCUCCCCCGCCCUCAUGGACCUCCCCCGCCCUCAUGGACCUGCUCCGCCCUCAUGGACCUCCCCCGCCCUCAUGGACCUCCCCCGCCCUCAUGGACCUCCCCCGCCCUCAUGGACCUGCCCCGCCCUCAUGGACCUGCCCCGCCCUCAUGGACCUCCCCCGCCCUCAUGGACCUCCCCCGCCCUCAUGGACCUCCCCCGCCCUCAUGGACCUCCCCCGCCCUCAUGGACCUGCCCCGCCCUCAUGGACCUCCCCCGCCCUCAUGGACCUGCCCCGCCCUCAUGGACCUCCCCCGCCCUCAUGGACCUGCCCCGCCCUCAUGGACCUCCCCCGCCCUCAUGGACCUCCCCCGCCCUCAUGGACCUCCCCCGCCCUCAUGGACCUGCCCCGCCCUCAUGGACCUGCCCCGCCCUCAUGGACCUCCCCCGCCCUCAUGGACCUGCUCCGCCCUCAUGGACCUCCCCCGCCCUCAUGGACCUCCCCCGCCCUCAUGGACCUCCCCCGCCCUCAUGGACCUCCCCCGCCCUCAUGGACCUGCCCCGCCCUCAUGGACCUGCCCCGCCCUCAUGGACCUGCCCCGCCCUCAUGGACCUGCCCCGCCCUCAUGGACCUGCCCCGCCCUCAUGGACCUGCCCCGCCCUCAUGUGUCUCGUUAG
Messenger RNA from Knipowitschia caucasica, 660 nucleotides. Lineage: Eukaryota; Metazoa; Chordata; Actinopteri; Gobiiformes; Gobiidae. The record is from the annotation of a GenBank genome assembly.